Messenger RNA from Geodia barretti, 1214 nucleotides. The record is from the annotation of a GenBank genome assembly. Lineage: Eukaryota; Metazoa; Porifera; Demospongiae; Tetractinellida; Geodiidae.
GUGGACAAUGGUUUUUCCCUGAUGGUGUAGCUCUGCAGACAAAUGGAGAUAUUUAUAUGUUUGAAAAACCUCAGAGAGUUGAACUACGUCGUGCAAAUAGUGCCAAUUCCCCAACUGGUAUAUAUCGUUGUGAGAUUCCAACCAUUGAAGUCCAUGAUGAAAACGAUACAGUGAGAGCCACAGUCUAUGUGGGACUGUAUACCAAUGAAGGAGGGGGCAUCUCAAUAUCUGGAGGAGUGACAUUUGACCCAGACCAGCUGACCCUCACCUGUAUCUCCACUGGUGGACCUGCUACCACUGUCACUUGGACCAGAGACUCCACCACUGUCACCCAAGGAACUGAGAGUGCGCUGAAUGACCCAGUGACUGCACAGUACACCCACACUCUGACUGUGACUGCUUUGGGAACAUACACAUGUACUGUGUCUAAUGACAAGCCCUCUACUGCAUCAGCUAAGAUCGCAUUAGGUCCAUCUGAUGUGACAGCAGUCCAAGAUAGUCCUACUAGCAUCGGAGUUAGCUGGACUCCUCCCUCACAACCGGUUGGUAUCACUGGCUAUCGUAUCUCUUACACUGGAGGAAGCAGUGUGAAUAUUACUGGUGAAGAUAGCUACAGACUAACUCAACUUACUAAUGGAGAGACCUAUACCAUUACUAUAAGAGCCACAUCAACGAUUUUAAGUGAAAGUGUUCAUAGAGCUGAUGUUCCUUUGGUUCCAUUUCCAGCUCCAUCUCUGCAAGAAUCUUCAGUCACUGACACUACUAUAACCAUCACUGGUAGUGUUCCCACUGGCUCAGUGGUGACUGGCUUUAUUGUCCAAUGGGAAAGAGACAUGUCAAUUGGAUGUUCCAAUAGGAAUCAGCGAAGUUUUGCUGUGAAUCAAGGUUUUAGUGGUUCAUACAGAAUAACUGGACUAGAGCCAGGGAAUAGGUACACCAUUACUGUGACAGUCUUCAAUGCAGCUGGCAGUGGUCCAGUCAGUAAUGCUGUAACUGCAACAACUAUGGAGACAGAUCCUACACUAGGUCCCACCUCAGUCAGAAUUGGUACAGUCACUGCCAGUAGUAUAACUGUCCAUUGGGGAGAGGUGUCUUGUCUUGACCGUAAUGGAGAGAUAACUGGCUACAGAGCACAUGUGAGAAAUGGAAUGGCAGAAGGAACUGCUAGUGUUGGUGGCAGUGCUAGACAGGCUACAAUCUCUGGAUUGUCUCCA